CUGGCCCGGGGCUUAUGAGGGCAGUCCCCUCUGUGGUGCAGCAGGUUACACCGCAUUACACGGUGUCCGUCUCGCCUCAGUGCCCUCAGGAGAUCGUUCUGCCAACCCUGCCGGAGUUACAGGGCGCAGCGGUCUCCCGCGAGCACCACGCCCAGUUACCGCCCAGAAACGUAGCGGUGCUGAGUGGCUCGCAGCCUCCGCGGAGGUCUCUAGAGCGGUUAGUUCGGUUGUCUCCUGCCGGUCCGCCGUUACAGGGCACCGAGCUAGCCGUUCUGAUUACACCAGAGGUCAGUCUCGAGAGACUGACUCCCUUAGUAGAUUAUUUAGCAGCGUGGAAACUACUGCCAAAUGUAUCUCAAUGGGUCCUGCACACUGUAGAGAGAGGCUACACGAUUCAGUUUGGUUCUCCUCCGCCUCGAUUCAACGGGGUUUCACCCACGCUGGUGGGUCCCGAGCAGGCUCUGGUUAUGGAACAGGAAGUGCACGCUCUUCUGAGGAAGGAGGCCAUCGAGGUGGUCCCUCCUCACGAGAGGGAGUCAGGGUUCUACAGCCGGUACUUCAUUGUUCCAAAGAAGGAUGGGGGCUUGCGUCCCAUUUUAGAUCUGCGGUUAGUGAACCGCUCAGUCAAGCGACUGAAAUUCAGGAUGCUCACACUCAAACAGGUUGUGUCUCAGAUCAGGUCCGAGGACUGUGUGUGGAUGCAGCCCUGGCUCCGCUACGACUCCAGGGCAUCCGCAUACUGA
Molecule: messenger RNA, 743 nt
Organism: Carassius auratus (goldfish)
Lineage: Eukaryota; Metazoa; Chordata; Actinopteri; Cypriniformes; Cyprinidae
Exons: 2
Coding region: 15-743 (242 amino acids)
Source: RefSeq, a predicted model, not a curated record